UGAACAAUCUGUCAUUUUAAAAUCUGAUUGAAAGCCGUUCGCACGUAUCGCAUCUUCGGAUACAGGCUGUGAAAAUUAAAUUUCGUUUGUGUGUGUAUGUGUGUGGGUGUGACAACAUUUGUACACUGACGUUGGUUUAAGUUAUACAGAAACGUGAUAUAUAAUAAUGAAAGUAAAUUAGUUGUUUUAAAACUUUUUAUCGCGUUAUAGAAAACGUGCGCGCGUGCGCGCGCUUAUUUUAUUGUUAACUGUAGUUGCAUACAGAGGUGAUUAUCAAAAACUAAAGCAAUGAGAAAACAAUAAUUUUCUUUAAAUGCAAUAUUUAACAAAGAUGAAAAUGUUCUGGAAAUAUCUGUUACUCUACACUCUAAUAUUUUUGUACGGCGGCGCAGCGGACAAAUUACAUUCUGAUGAAGAUGCGCUUGAGCAAACUACAGAUAUAUCGCAACAAGAUGACACGGAUUACAGACUGCCAACGUCUGUCAAGCCUGUCUCAUACGACAUUAUCCUUAUAACUCAUUUGCCGAACAACUUCGAAUUUGACGGGUUUGUGAAAAUCAAUGUCUUAAUAGAGACUGAUACGCGAGAAAUUACUCUACACGUGGGACAACUUACAAUCUCGUAUCCCGUGAACGUUGUACAUAACAACACGCGCAUUGACGGUGUCACGUACAAAUACGACAACAUCACUGAAAAAUACACCCUCAGCAUCCCUAAACUUCUUACUAAAGGAGAAAGCCUGAUAAUCGGUUUUGACUACAAGGGAUUUCUUAAUGACAACAUGAUCGGAUUUUACAGAAGUUCUUAUUACGACGAGAAGACCGGGGAGCUCAAAUGGCUGGCCGCGACGCAGUUUCAAACCACUCACGCGAGACACGCUUUUCCGUGUUUCGACGAGCCGAGUUUCAAGGCAACAUUUAUCAUUCGCAUCUUGAGAAAUGAAAAGUACACUUGUCUCAGCAAUAUGCCGCUGACCAUGACUGUCAGUUCAUCACAAACGACCGUCUGGGACAUCUUCUACGAGAGCGUUCCCAUGUCCACUUACUUAGUGGCGUUCGUUAUUUCGGAAUUUGAUUCUCUCAAGAAUUCGGAACAGUUUAAAACAUGGGCCAGGCCGUCCGUUGUCAGUCAGAGCGAAUACGCGUUGACAAUCGGCGAUCAAGCUGUCAAACUGUUCGAAAAUAUGUUCCAAGAAGAAUACAAUCUUCCCAAAAUGGACAUGGUGGCUGUGCCCGAUUUUUCGGCGGGUGCCAUGGAAAAUUGGGGACUGAUUACGUAUCGCGAGUCUCGGAUGUUGUACGACAAGGAAGAAUCGUCGGCGCUGGCGCAACAGAGCGUGGCCUCCGUCGUCGUUCACGAAAUCACGCACAUGUGGUUCGGAAAUCUGGUGACACCCAGCUGGUGGAACUAUCUCUGGCUCAGCGAAGCUUUCGCCAGAUAUUUCCAAUACUUCGGGACCGCAGAAAUCGAGGCAUCGUGGAACAUGGGAGAGCAAUUCGUGGUCGAACAACAUCAGCCUGUUUUAAUAACGGACGGUCUUGAAUCUUCACGUCCGAUGACUCGCGAGGUUUUUAGUCAGUCGCAAAUCGCGGGAAUGGGAGACAGCAUUACCUAUCAAAAAGGAGCCAGUAUUGUUCGUAUGAUGAGACUUACUUUCAAUGACUUCGUCUUUCAAUCCGCACUAGUCAGCUACAUAAAAGACAACAAAAUAAAAGGCUUGAGUCAUCCGGAUGCUUUGUGGAAAGCAAUACAAGAUCACGUGACGAGCGCAAACUUGAAUCAAAAAAUAUCUGUGAAGGAAAUAAUGGAGACCUGGACCAUGCAAGCCGGAUAUCCCGUGAUAUCGGUAACCGUUAAAAACAAAAUCAUUGAUGUCACCCAAGAGCGCUUUCUUCUGAGAAAUUUAGACAACACUUUGAAAAAUGUGACUUGGUGGAUCCCUCUCACCUGGACCACGCAAAACAAACCAAACUUUACCCACACGAUCCCACAACAGUGGCUGUCUACCGAUAAAAUUGCUGAGAAAAUUUCCGUGAAUGUCACCGACAAAGAAUGGGUUAUAUUCAACAUUCAAUCAUCGGGUUUUUAUCGCGUACAAUACGAUAGAGAUGGAUGGAGACGGAUUUUCGACGUCUUGAACAGCGACAAGUUCGAAGAAAUUCACGUGUUAAACAGAGCCGGUAUCGUGGACGAUCUGUUAAAUCUGGGUAGAGCCGGUUAUCAAGAUUACGAUACGGUUCUGAAUGGCAUAAUGUAUCUUGCACGAGAAACGAAUUAUUUGCCGUUCAAAGCGGCAUUCAACGGUUUGGAUUAUUUGAAUAAGAAAUUUGCCGGAUACACAAAUCAUUCGUUAUUCAAGAAAUACGUCUUAUCUCUUAUCAGCGGCAGGCGCAAAGAAUUGGGAUACGAGGACAAGGACAGCGAUGAUAGACUAACCGUUUUAUUACGACGAGAGGUAAAUAAUUGGGCCUGCUUGAAUCUGGAGGACGAGGAAUGUAUAACGACUUAUUUGCACAAAUUCAAAAAGUGGAGACAAAAUAAAAUCCCUAUCAAACCGAAUGAAAGGACCGCAGCGUACUGCGUGGCAAUGAGAUAUGGCACUUCCGAUGACUGGGAAUUUUUAUGGAAUAAGUAUUACACCUCCAAUCAUGCGGCUGAUCAAACGGUGAUCAUAAGCGCUCUCGGAUGCAGCGAGAACGUCAACAUUUUGGAAAAAUAUCUAAAAUACGCCAUCGCCGGUUACGAAACCAGCCGAAUUCGCAAACAAGAAAGCACCAACGUAUUCGCUGCCGUUUACAACUCCGGCUUGAUCGGUGCCGAGUACGUACUCGAUUUCGUCGAGAAAUAUCACGAAGAGAUGGAGAAAUACUACGGAGGACAGAGUACGAUAGCCAGCAUCCUCAACGGGGCAUCGCAGCGUUUCUCCACGUCCAGAUUGGUAGACAGAUUUGAAAGCUUCAUAAAGAAUCACGAAACUAAAUUAGCGUCGAUAAAAAAAUCUCUAGAGUCCUCUCUGCGGAUCGCCAAGUACGAGUUGCGGUGGUUUAACGACACGUUGAAAUCUAUUGUUCCAUCGCUGCGUGAUCUUACCAAUGACAAAUCCAAUUAUCGCCAACUCGAGAAUAUAAAACCCACAAAAUACGAGAUUUACAUCAAACCUAAUCUCGAGGUGGAAAAUUUCACGUUCAACGGAAACGUGACGAUCGAGGCUGACGUUGAAUCUCCGACGUCGCAGAUCGUUCUGCACUCGGUUAAUAUCACGCACAAUUCGCUGACCUUAAUGGCGAACAACAAAAUACUGAAAGAUUUUAAGGAGAAUACAACCAUGAGCAAAUACGACUUCUUCAUAAUCGAUCUCGCACAGGAAUUGGCCGCUAAUACGAAACUGACUAUCAAAAUCGAAUACACGGGCUAUAUGAAUCCGCCGGAGCUUCGCGGCUUCUACAAGAGCUCGUACACAGAUGAAAACCAGAGAACUAGAUGGCUCGCGGCCACGCACUUGGAACCCGUCGGGGCGAGAAGAAUGUUCCCUUGCUUCGACGAACCCGGACUGAAAGCGAAAUUCACUCUUCACGUUAUUGUACCGCCAGGUUACAGCGCUUACAGCAACAUGGAGCGAAACACAAAACUCAACAACAAUUCCGUGUACAGCUUCCACGAGUCGGUGAAAAUGUCGACGUAUUUGGUGGCGGUUAUCAUUUCCGAUUUCAAGAUUGCGAGUAACAUUACGAAAGGUAGGGAAUAUGGAGUGCUCGCACGGCCCAACGCCAUUGAUCAAUCGUCUUACGCUCUGUCCGUGAUGUCGCCGCUCGUUAAUUUCUUCGAAACAACGUUCGGCCAACCGUAUCCAAUCUCGAAGCUGCACAUGGCCGCGCUACCGGAUUUCCCGUCGGGCGCGGGAGAAAAUUGGGGAUUGUUAACGUACAGAGAAUCGAAUUUGUUGUUCGACGAAGAUCAUUCGUCGAUUAUGAGCAACCAAACCAUCACAAACGUGAUCGCCCAUGAAAUUUCCCAUCAAUGGUUCGGUAAUCUGGUUACACCCACGUGGUGGGAUUAUCUGUGGUUGAACGAAGGAUUUGCCAGAUACUUCGAGUAUCACGCUCCCGCCCGGGCGUUGAACAAUUCAGUAGCGGAAUCGCAAUUCGUUGUGAACGUAUUACAUUCCGCGUUGGGAGCGGACAGUUCGACGUCCGCGCAUCCAUUGAAUCACCAUGUGAACAGUCCCGCCGAAAUUCGAAGUAAAUUCGACACGAUUACUUACGCCAAAGGUGCCAGUAUAUUGCGAAUGAUGGAAAAAACAUACGGAACGGAAGUGCUGUACGAGGCGUUCAGAUAUUAUCUCGAGAAAGGAAAGUACAAUUCCGUCACGCCGAAGGAUUUAUACGAGGCGUUGCAAGCGCAAGUGAAGGACAGGCACGAUGUCACGGCCUAUUGGGACAAAUGGACCACUCAAGCCGGCUAUCCCGUUGUUCAAGUCCAGGUCACGGUGUUUAACAAUAUGACUAACAUAUCUUUGACACAAGAACGUUUUUAUCUCAAGAAACCCGAGAACAAUUUUGACAAUGAUUCCGAUGUAUGGACCAUUCCGAUCACGUGGGUGCUUUCCGAUCAAUUGGAUUACGCUGACACCACGCCGAAGUUGUGGUUGACAACAAAAUCGCUGACGUAUAAUAUACCAGGCACAUUUAUGCUACUCAACAACAGGCAAUCGGGAUAUUACCGCGUGAAUUACGAGCACUAUUACUGGCAAACUCUGAUCAACCGUCUCAAGAGAGAUUACAACACUAUCCACGAGAUCAAUCGCGCGGCGUUAAUUGAUGAUCUUUUUAAUCUUGCAAGAGCAGGCGAUGUUGAUUACUCAUACGUUAUAUCAGCUACAGAGUACUUAAGACAAGGAGAGGACACCGAUUACCUUCCGUGGCUCGCAUUCUAUAACAAUCUUCCUUAUUUGAACGAUCGUUUUCGGGGAGGCGUGGUGGAAAAUCUGUACAAGAACUAUAUAGCAUCGGUUAUCGAACCGCUUUACGAUCAAAUGGACUUCGAUUAUAAGAAAAAGAAGAACAACAAAGAAAAUUUGUUAAAAAUACACACCUUCAAAUGGGCCUGCGAGUUCGAUGUAGCAGACUGCAAAUACAGAGCUCUGAGAUAUUUCAAGGAUCAGUAUAGGAGGAACAUACCAGUACCACCAAAUUAUCGCAGCGUCGUUUAUUGCACGGCAAUGAAGAUGGACGUUACAAACACCACUUUCACGCUGCUAUGGAAGGAAUAUUUAAAAAGCAAUGUCGUCUCAGACAAACUUGUGAUUCUUAGUUCGCUGGCGUGUUCACAAGAUAGACAAAUUUUAGAAAAGUUGUUACUGGACGCGAUCAAAGAGGAUCAUAUACGCUAUCAGGACAACGCGAAGGUAUUCUCGAGCGUUUACGGUGCGAGUUCAGUUGGCGUUGAGGCCGUCAUAAAUACAAUUCGAAAUCACUACGAUCUCAUGCUGCGUCAAAACUACAACGAUUACAAGAAAAUCGCGACAAUAGUAAAUAAUCUAGCGAGCAAAGUAUCGACCGACAAUCUCUACAGUCAGUAUCAAGACUUACUCGACUGGCUGGUGGAGAAUAAACCGGAGUUCCUGAAACAUGUCAGAUCCUAUAUAAAGAAAGCGAAUUAUGAAAGAGAAUGGUAUACUAAAAACGGACCGAUAAUUUACGGAGAACUGGAUCGACGAACAAAUCCAAAUCUCUGGACGUAUCGCUUGUCGGACACACUUUAUCCGGAAUGGUACAACUUGAGCAUAAAACCUAACAUCGCGAACGGAACCUUCCAGGGAAGCGUGAAAAUAUGCAUGACACCUAAGAACAAGAUAGAGACUGAACCGUACCUACUUCUUAAUGCUCAUAAAAAUAUUCGUAUCAAACAAAUACGAGUCUACACUAGUUGCGAGCCGGGAUCUCCGAUUAAUCCGAUAACUGGUUGGGCUAAAACUUCCGAACAUGAAAUAAUAAAGAUAUUUGUGGAACAGUUUAUAUCCGGGGAAAGGAUAAGCUUGGAAAUCGAUUACACUGGAAUUAUUCGCGACGACAUGAAAGGAUUAUAUCGCAGUUCCUAUUUCGACAAGUCGGGAAAGCAACAAUGGUUAUUCGCGACGCAUUUCCAGCCUACGUACGCAAGACGAGUAUUCCCGUGUUUCGACGAGCCGAGAUUUAAAUCGCUAUUCACAAUUAACAUUAGAAGACCGCGCGACUACAUCACGCUAAGCAACAUGCCAGCGUUGGAACGUAAAUUGAACGAAGAAGACUACGUAUGGGACGUAUUCGAAGAAACAAAGGAAAAUGCGAGGAUGCCAACGUAUCUGGUGGCAUUUGUGAUCUCCAAAUUCACUUCUACGGAUACCGACAAGAGAGUCAGAGUAGUGAGUAGACCUGAAUUCAAGGAGUACGUCAAUUACGCUCAAGAGAUCGGCACGAAGCUUCUUAACUCGUUGGAAAUUUACUCACUUGUCGAAUAUCCUCUGAAAAAACUAGAUCUAGUUGGAAUUCCAGAUUUCGCUAUGGGCGCGAUGGAGAACUGGGGCCUAGCUACCUUCCGCGAACAUUUGCUUUUCCACGACGAAAACCAAGUUUCAGCCUCUUCCGAAAUCUCCAUAAUGACUACAAUAGCGCACGAACUUUCUCACAUGUGGUUCGGGAAUUUGGUUACUUGCGAAUGGUGGGAAUACAUUUGGCUUAACGAAGGUCUCGCGCAAUACAUGCAAUGGCACAUUUUUGACUUGAUACACAAAACUCACAAAUAUUCGGAACAAUUCGUGGUUUACGAGGUACAGUCCGCUCUGCAGAAAGACACCUACGCCACGCAUGCGAUGACAAACGCCGUUACAACACCUAAAGAAAUCGACAAUAUUUUCGACUAUGUGACUUAUGGAAAAUCCGCGUCUGUCCUACGGAUGAUAUUCGAAACACUCGCUCCUAAAAUCUCUGGCACAGGAUUUAUGCUCCACAAUUAUUUAAUCAAUCAGAUGAGAAACAACGGUUUAGCGAGACCUUCGGAUUUGUGGAAAGUGUUGGAUUUGUAUUACGGACCGAUAGAAAUUAAAAACAGACGCGUAAGCGUCGAGGAGGUAAUGAACACUUGGACCAAUCAAAUUGGAUAUCCCAUCGUACAAGUUGAACGCGUUGGCUUCGUCGUAAAAUUGCGUCAGAUACGCUUCAAAUCACGCUUUUCUUUAGUUCCCUUUUACUGGAUACCAAUUACUAUUUAUCUUCCUCAAAACGCUGAUUACCUCAUUCCGAGAAAUAAACUAUGGCUAGGACCGGAACCCGAGUCCGCUCACAUCGGUACCGUGAACGACGUGUUCAUCGUGAAUUAUCAGCAAGUCGGAUUCUACCGCGUCAUGUACGAUCCCGAUUCUUGGGCUAAUUUGAUCAACGAAUUGAACAGCACGAGCUUCGAGUCGAUUCACGUUUCGAGUCGCGCUCAAAUUAUCGACGAUCUCUUUUCGGUGACUCGCAUUAUAUUGCACACCUUCACAUCCUACGAGACAGUGAUGAACGCAACAACGUAUUUGAAACGAGAAACUCAUCAUUUGCCAUGGAAAGCGUUCUUUAACGGCAUGUCCCAUGUCUACGAGAGAUUCGAAGGCAAACGAUACCAGAAUACUCUUAGACGUUACAUUUUGACGUUAAUGUUCGAUUUAUACGUCAAAUUAGGCUUUUACGAUCGAGCCGACGACGAUCAUCUAACGAAAUUAAACAGAGAGUUGAUUCUUCAGUGGGCCUGCAAACUCGAUAAUCAGGAUUGUGUCCAACAGUCCGUGCGGAUGUUCAAUUCUUGGAUUAUCGAGAACAAAAGCGUUCCACCUAACGCGCGACAAGCUGUUUAUUGCACCGCAAUAAGAAAAUCAAACUCGACUGAUGAGUGGUACCGAUUGUGGGACAGAUACACACAAACGAAAUACCCGCCGGAGAAGAAGAUCAUGAUCAACGCGCUCGGAUGCUCGAUGAAGGAAACGGUGCUCCACACCUACCUGGAAACAGCGAUCGAGAAUCCCUUCGUCAUUCGCAAACAAGACGCCAGGGCGGUAUUUACUUCCGUAUACAGCGCAAGUCAACUGGGAGUUAAUGUAACGCUCGAUUUCUUGAUAAACAACUUUCAAAAAGUCUCCGCUUUUUUCGGUAUGUCCAAUGUUCUAACUUUGUUCCAAGAAGUAGCAUCGCACAUAACGACCAAGGAUCAAUAUGACAAGUUAAGGUCCGUCGAAGGCAUACAAGGCAUACAACCCGCUCUUGAAGUUGCGGAAGAAAACUUGGAUUGGUACCUUAAUAGAGAAGGUUACUAUAUUGAAAGAUGGUUAGAAAAGUAUUUUGUCACGCCAAAGAAUAAUGAAGAAGAUGAUGAUGAUGAUAGACGUGGCAAUGUUUCUGUAAGAACAGAAUCAAUCAGUGUUAUUUUCACAAUUUUUGUUACUCUGAUAUCGUACUUUUUCGUUACUUUGAUAUUGUACUAAGCUAAACGAAAACAUCCGACAUUGAUCAUCCUGCGGAAGAUAAUAUACAUAUAUCAAAAACUUUUAUUUUUGUAAUUUAUAUAAGAAUGUAGUGUCUCUCUCUCUCUCUCUCUCU
Pseudomyrmex gracilis is the source of this 8606-nucleotide messenger RNA. RefSeq lists its product as uncharacterized. The transcript has 32 exons. Bases 314 to 8491 code for a protein of 2725 amino acids. Gene Ontology annotation, biological process: peptide catabolic process; proteolysis. Lineage: Eukaryota; Metazoa; Arthropoda; Insecta; Hymenoptera; Formicidae. The record is from RefSeq and is a predicted model, not a curated record. Gene Ontology annotation, molecular function: metalloaminopeptidase activity; peptide binding; zinc ion binding. Gene Ontology annotation, cellular component: cytoplasm.